AUGAUCACUGCUCAGGCUGUACUUUAUAGUCAACACGGUGAACCCAAAGAUGUGUUGUUUACGCAAAAUUUUGAGAUCGACGACGAGAACUUAACUCCGAACCAAGUUGUGGUGAAAACGUUGGCGUCACCAGUUAACCCGUCGGAUAUUAACCAAAUCCAAGGUGUUUACCCAUCGAAGCCAGAAAAGACUACUGCAUUUGGAACAUCCGAGCCAGCAGCACCAUGUGGGAACGAAGGGUUAUUUGAAGUUCUUAAGGUUGGAGACAAUGUCAAGGGGCUUGAAGCUGGCGAUUGGGUUAUUCCCGCCAAUGUGAAUUUUGGUACUUGGAGAACGCAUGCUUUAGGAGAAGAACAAGACUUUAUUCAAUUGCCCAAUCCCACUCAAUCCAAAGCCAAUGGCAAACCGCAAGGGUUAUCGCUCAACCAAGGAGCAACAAUUUCCGUCAACCCGAUGACCGCGUACCUUAUGUUAACCCAUUACGUCAAGUUGAGCCCAGGGAAGGAUUGGUUUAUUCAAAAUGGAGGGAACUCGGCUGUGGGUAAGUACGCUUCGCAGAUUGGGAAGUUGUUGAAUUUCAAUUCCAUCUCGGUUAUUAGAGAUAGACCUAAUCUUGAAGAGGUUGUCGAAGAGUUGAAAGAAUUAGGUGCUACACAGGUGAUUACUGAAGAGCAAAACAAUUCCAAAGAGUUUGGCCCUACUAUCAAAGGCUGGAUAAAAGAGUCUGGUGGUGAAGCCAAAUUGGCACUCAAUUGUGUUGGUGGGAAAAGUUCUACUGGUAUUGCCAGAAAAUUGAACAAUAACGGGUUGAUGUUGACUUAUGGUGGGAUGUCAUUCCAGCCAGUAACCAUUCCUACGUCAUUACACAUUUUCAAGAACUUUACUAGUGCUGGGUUCUGGGUGACUGAGUUGUUGAAACACAAUAGGGAAUUGAAGUUGAAGACAUUGAAUCAAAUCAUUGAAUGGUACGAGUCUGGUGAAUUAAAAGAUGCGAAAUCGACCGAGACGAGAUUUGAUGGUAGCAAGGAAUUGCAUGAGUUGUAUAAAGAUGGGGUAGCCAAUUCUAAAUCGGGUAAACAAUUGAUCACAUACUAG
This is a messenger RNA of Candida albicans SC5314, 1095 nucleotides long. It is a transcript of the gene ETR1, whose product is annotated as Etr1p. Gene Ontology annotation, biological process: fatty acid metabolic process. Gene Ontology annotation, cellular component: mitochondrion. The record is from RefSeq and is a predicted model, not a curated record. Gene Ontology annotation, molecular function: trans-2-enoyl-CoA reductase (NADPH) activity. Bases 1 to 1095 code for a protein of 364 amino acids. The transcript has a single exon. Lineage: Eukaryota; Fungi; Ascomycota; Pichiomycetes; Serinales; Debaryomycetaceae.